This is a messenger RNA of Syngnathus typhle (broad-nosed pipefish), 4203 nucleotides long. RefSeq names its product forkhead box J3 (gene foxj3). The transcript has 14 exons. NCBI's taxonomy places the organism in Eukaryota, Metazoa, Chordata, Actinopteri, Syngnathiformes, Syngnathidae. Gene Ontology annotation, biological process: regulation of transcription by RNA polymerase II. Gene Ontology annotation, cellular component: nucleus. Bases 655 to 2442 code for a protein of 595 amino acids. Gene Ontology annotation, molecular function: DNA-binding transcription factor activity, RNA polymerase II-specific; RNA polymerase II cis-regulatory region sequence-specific DNA binding. The record is from RefSeq and is a predicted model, not a curated record.
CCGACUUGAGCGUGGAUAGUCCCGGAUGUUGGCUCUGCUGCCGAGCGAGAGGCGAAUCGGGGAGAAGGCAAGGCAGGCGUAGAGAGAGAGAAGCAGUGAAGGGACGCCACGGCACCGCAGGCACACCGGCAAACCUUCGGCGGCUCAUUACCCGGGACGACAAACGUUCGAGCGCGCGGGGGACACUCUCGGGGAUCCCGCCGGCCCACAGGAGGCAGACGGCGUCAGAUCGCGGGAGCAGUUAAGUGCAAAACUACCGCGAGGAUUACGGAGACCACCGUCAACAUCAGCUAUCUCUCACUACAGAGCGGAAGAGAAGGCAUCUACUUGGGGUGUAGUAAGUCGAUGAAGCGCUUGCUUAUCCUUUUUUGGAUUGCGGGUGAGCUGGAUCCGAUCCCAGCUGACCUUUGGCGAGAGAAGCCUGACUGGCCACGAGUCAAUUGCGAGGCACGCACUCGCAUUCCCACCUACUACUUGCUUCGGCGAAGACAGCUUGCUAAUGUCCUGAUCGGAGGGCCCAGACUUUAGCCAUCCCCCCUCACCUGCUCCUCUCCCCACCAGUCAGUGGAGCUCCAACAUAGACCGCCGGUUUAUCUCCAGGUUUUAGGGUUUACCCCCCCUCCCCCCUUCCCCGCUGCCCGGCCUGUCGUCAACAUGACGUCGGAGCUGGAAAGUAGCCUGACCUCCAUGGAUUGGCUUCCUCAGCUUACCAUGCAGGCGGCCAUCCGCAAGGGUGACGGCCAGCACGGCCACGGCCCCGGCAUGGGUAAGAAGAGCGCCCUCCUCGAUCCCAACACCACGCUGGACCAGGAAGAGGUGCAACAACACAAGGACGGCAAGCCGCCUUACAGCUACGCCAGCCUGAUUACGUUCGCCAUCAACAGCUCGCCAAAGAAGAAGAUGACGCUGAGCGAGAUCUACCAGUGGAUCUGUGAUAAUUUUCCCUACUACAGAGAGGCAGGAAGUGGCUGGAAGAACUCGAUACGGCACAAUCUGUCAUUGAACAAGUGUUUCCUCAAAGUGCCUCGCUCUAAGGAUGAUCCGGGAAAGGGUUCUUAUUGGGCUAUUGACACCAACCCAAAAGAGGACGCCUUGCCAACGCGACCCAAGAAGAGGCCGCGGUCUGGAGAGCGGGCUUCUACGCCAUACAGCCUGGAGUCGGAGUCUUUGGGGAUGGAGUGUAUGAUCUCUGGAAGUGCCUCUCCAACGCUGGCAAUCAACACUGUGACUAACAAGGUGGCACUCUACAACACGGACCAGGAAGGGAGCGACAGUCCGAGAAGCAGCCUUAACAACAGCCUGUCCGAUCAGAGCCUGGCCUCCGUCAAUCUCAACAGUGUGGGCAGCGUGCACAGCUACACGCCGGUGAGCAGUCACCCAGAACCCGUGUCUCAACCUCUGAGCCUCCAACAACCCCAGUCCCAGUACAACAUGCCCGACAGAGACAAGCAGGUCAUGUUCUCUGAAUUUGAAGAUCUCAGUGCCUCCUUCCGCAGCCUUUACAAGUCCGUUUUUGAGCAGUCCUUCAGCCAACAAGGCCUGAUGGGAAUACCGUCAGACACACCGCAGCAGACCCACACGUCCUGCUCCUAUCAGCACUCCCCCAGCGGCGCCAUCAGCACGCAGAACAACCUGUCCAACAACCAGCCCAACAGCCACUCCAACAACAGUGGCCAGGUCCCCCUCUCCCACCCGGCGCAAGCCCACCCCGGACACGGCUCCCCGCACACGCAGCACCUCCCGCAGCACGCCGGCCCGCACAACCAGCACGCGCAGCACGGCCAGCACCCGCAGCAGCACCCGUCCCACGGCCAGCACCCGCAACAGCACACGCCGCAUCCCGUCCAACACGCGCAGCACGGCCAACACCCGUCGCAGCAUCAGAGCCUCUCCCACCAGCCGCAUCCCGCCCAGCAGCAGAUGGCCUGCAAUCCAGGUUUACUUUCUGACUGGUACCCAAAUCUGGACGCACUGAAAGAAAGCUGCCGCAUUGCGAGCAGCUAUAACUGGGCGGAUGUGGACCUGUCACCUUUCCAAGGGUUGCGAGAGAGCAUGAGGCAGGCCGAGUUGAACAACUGGUCGCUGGAGCCCACACAGAUUGCCGACCUGUGCUCGUCCAUCAACCAGUUCUUCGCCCGCACCGGGGUCAUCCAGCCGCAGGGGACGGUGCAGCCGGCCGUCUGUCACGCGCCCAUGCACCCAAACAAACCCAGCCAGCACCUCGGCACAGGAAAUCUCUACAUGGACUCCAGACAGAGCAUGUCCAUGAUGGGGCCCCCGGGGUAUCCCCACAUGCCCCCCAUGAGCAGCGCGGGACCCACCAUGACUGGGCACCACGCUCAGAUGAACCAGCAGCACAUGAUGCCGAGCAGAAACUUCCAGAUUCAUCGCAUGCCGGCCGAUGACAUCCAGGAUGAUUUUGACUGGGACUCCAUUGUGUAGCCUCCUCCUCUCGUUUUUGUUGUAUUUUUUUGAAAACAAAAGGAGUAGAGAGCGAAGAGAGGAGGAGGUGGAAGCCAGAGGAAAUCAGGCUGGGCUAAAAUAAGGCCGUGGGAGGGGGAGGAGAUGGAGGAAGGAGGAAACCAACAACCCCCUACUCUCCUUCUCGGUGGGCGAACAUUAGGCGGAGUGCCGUGAAACAUUUUUACAUAACCAGAAAAAGACAAUCAUAUUAUUGGGACAGGAUCAAGUGUAUGUCUCCAGCUCGCCUCUCCCACCAUCCUAACCAGCGGCCUUCCAGAACCCCCCCCCCCAUUUUGCCCCGCUUUUAGCCAAGCCACUCCACCACUGUUCUGUGAUUUCAGCUUGUGAUUCUUCUUCUCGUGUUGGCCUCAGCUGCCUCGUGGAUGAAUUGAGCUAUCUCUUUUUUUAAAUAAUCUUUUUAUUGUUUUGUAAAAGAAACACAGGCGGCCUGUGUGAGUCAUGUGACGGCGGAAGAGUCCCCCCCCCCCCCUGUGGUUGGCUGGCAGAGACAGUUGGAUUAUGCUCGCUGAGGUUUUGAACAGGGUGUUUAAAAAAAAUACACGAAAAAGGUCUUCAGGCCUACUUUUAACUACCAUAGAAUGAAAACCAACCAAUGUGAUCGUACAAAGGAAUGUUUGGGAUACAUUGACAGAAAAAAAGUCAAAUUACAGGUAAAAAGUCAGCCGAAUGUUGCAAAAGUGUCUUGUUUAUUUUUCAUUUAAGUCAAUAUGAUGAGUGUGACAGCAGCAGGAUACCAAAUGUUAGUUUUUGUUUGUUUUUUUUAGUUUUAAAGCUGUAAUCACAUCCACAUCUGUCAUUUUUUCCAUCAAUGUUCCCUUUGGGGCAGUGAUUCCCAACCCGCUACUGUGAGCCAAUACACCUAUUAAAAAAAAAAUAAUAAUCUGAUGGCACACCCCCAAACAAAAAUGUCAUAAAUAGGAUAUAAACAUACUGAAAUAUUGUCUCGAUUUUUAUUCGUCCUUUUAUUUAAGGUUUGUGUUACAAUUGUGGAAGAACAUUAAUUGUUCAGCCUGUCACUAUACGUCACGGGCAUGACUAGACCAACAAAUGCACCGUUUUGGACCAAUUAAGUAAAAUUGGAUAAUGGCUCACCCUCACAGUAGUUGGGAAUCGCCGCUUUAGGGAUGGGCAUAGUCUUUAAUUUAUUCAUCUUUAAGGAUUGAUGGCCGAUUAGUUGUGUCUGGAGGUGAUGGAGACAAAAUGAAGUUGACUUUCUUGAUGCAAUGAGUAGAAAUGCUGUCUAUUACCAUCUAGGUCCACAUAAACGGUUUCCUUACUAGUGUCUGCCAUUUGUAUUGUUUGUUUUUUUAAUCAAUUAAUAGAAGGUUCAUUUUUCCUGUAGGCAGUCAAGGAAAUGCCCAUCCCUAAUUCCUUUUUAUAACUAGCAGCCUAUUGAUCAUUAAAGAUGUUGGUGACAACUUGGACAAGCAGUAUACUAAAAGUGAGAAGCUGAACAUUCGCAGUAUUUGUAAGAUGAAUACCGAAUCCUCUCAUAAAAUACCUUCAUGCAUUUUAAAGAUGAAUGCCUCGCAUUAGGCAGAAAAACAACUAGUCAUCUACUGCCUCUCCUUCAAUUUUGAUUUCCAAUCCCUUACUCAAAAAUAAACUAAAAUGUGAAAAAUUGAAAUUGCGCUACAGUCAAGCUUACCUUCAACUCACGGUUCAGAACAAACAUCAAUGUACGAAUAUCUGGCUCAGUGACGUCAGCUCAACUGAAUU